Messenger RNA from Cooperia oncophora, 768 nucleotides. NCBI's taxonomy places the organism in Eukaryota, Metazoa, Nematoda, Chromadorea, Rhabditida, Trichostrongylidae. The record is from the annotation of a GenBank genome assembly.
UUGCAGGACCGCCGUCGUUUCGCCAAAUCUGCGUACAGGUUGCAAGAAAAUCACAAACGGCACAGGACUGCAAUCGCCAUAUACGAAGCAAACCCUAACUUAGUCGUCAGUAUAGAAGACAACAAGUGGCAAGUCUAUAACAAGGAAUCGACGAAAAGCUCCGAAGUAACAUAUGAAGGGCCAUGCACAUGUGACAGCACGAAAAACACGCAUUGUCUCAACUGCGGAGUAUGUGCUUACGCCUGGAGCUGCACUUGUCUGGAUAACAGAAGUGGAAUCUGCUGUGCUCACAGACAUGCUGUGAGGAUACUGAACCCGGACAGGCUACCAGUGGAAACAUUAGCCACAACAUCACAAGUAACAGUAUCUUCAUCGUCAGAAGUUGACUUGGGUGAACCCAUAACCCCAGCACAAGAGCGUCGUGAAGCACGCUACCAGAAAUUGGGGGCUAUCAGAAGUGCAUAUGCUGUGAUAGAUGGCGCUGCUACAGUACUGGCUAAAGAUGACACAGAUGAAGCAAUGCAACACUUGGAAGAGAUCCUCUGCUAUAUGCAACUCGCAGCAAAAGUUGCACAACCUUCACCAUCAAGCUCCUUAGCCGCUCGGCCCGAGAUGACUCAAAGUGGAGGUAAACCGCAACUAACCAAAAUGCAACUCUACCAGCGUGGGAAGGGAAAGAAGUCGAAGGAACCGACGCAAGACCUUCACGAAGAGCUCAGACAAUUGAGAGGAUUGGAAGGCGACGCGAAUGGAGACCGAUUUCAUUGA